Rhodotorula toruloides NP11 is the source of this 4203-nucleotide messenger RNA. Its product is annotated as sterol regulatory element-binding protein cleavage-activating protein. The record is from RefSeq and is a predicted model, not a curated record. Gene Ontology annotation, biological process: SREBP signaling pathway. Gene Ontology annotation, cellular component: endoplasmic reticulum membrane; Golgi membrane. NCBI's taxonomy places the organism in Eukaryota, Fungi, Basidiomycota, Microbotryomycetes, Sporidiobolales, Sporidiobolaceae. The transcript has 5 exons. Gene Ontology annotation, molecular function: sterol binding; protein binding. Bases 1 to 4203 code for a protein of 1400 amino acids.
AUGGCCCGUGUCGGGAUUCGGUCGCGGGCGAAGCGACGGCCAUCAGCGCCUUCGCCAGCAGCUGCGAGCAGCCUGGUAGGACGGCAGUAUGUCGGCACGGUACACGCGAAGCUCGCCGACUGGUUCGCAUCUCUCGGCGUGUGGAUCUCGCAACACCAGACUCUCUCUCUCCUCGCUACUGCCCUCGUAAUCUGCAGCCUCCUCUCGCCAGCCAUCCUCCUCACGUUUUCGCCAUCCGGAUCCAUCUUCGACAUCAGUACGAGCGCGAUUACCCGCCGCGGACGAGGCGAGCUGGUAUGGGAACUGGACGGGAUGAAGCGGCAAGGGCUGAUCUCGACAGAGGAGGAGGUAUGCUGGGACAGGGUCAAGGUGUUCUACGAGAAGACGGGGAGGGAAGGCGGAGGACGGAGAGUACGCGUCGAGCAGGUCUUGGUCGGCGCAGGAGCGGUCGGCGGGCGAGGGACGAUCAGCAAGGUCGUCUUGCAUCGGACUUGGCGAGUCCAGGAAGAGCUGGAAAGGCGUCUACUGGCGGGCGAAAUCGAGGGCAACCGGUGUUUGCGGACAAAGGAAGACGGCAGUCCGCGCUGCGCGGUCAUCAGCCCCGUCGGUUGGUGGAGCAGCGAGGACGAGCUGCUGCGCGACGAGGACGUUCAUCGGACGUUGAGCCUUCCUCCACGUCCGAGAACAGAGUCGCGGGCGUUGCCGCUUACAGUCUCGCAGACGUUUGUGGGCGUCGGCAGAGAUCGACAUGGACUCGUCAAAUCGGCUCAGCAGCUGGUCCUCAACUUCCUUUUCGACGACGGACCCAUCGCCGCGCCUCUCGCCCCCUCUUCUUUACCCGGAGUCAACUCGACUGUCGCUGAAAAUGCAGCGCGAUCUGCGGCUUCGUCGGCUUGGCGAAAGGCCGUGCAAGAAGUAGUCGACCGCAAGGACCAGCGGUCGUCGGCAACGGGCAGAGCUGCCGACCCGAUGGGCGUCACGACCGAGAACCGGAUGCCGCCUCGACACAUCGUCCUCAAGUACCUCCCGCACCUGACUGUGGCGGGUCACCAUCGUCGACUGGAGAACCUCAUCUACGGCGUGGGGUACCUCCUCGUCGCCCUCUACGUCUGGCGAUACAUCCGCAAGCUCCGCGCCCAUUCGAAACUCGGUCUGCUUGUAACCGGCUGCGUCGAGCUCGCUGCGAGCGGGAUUAUGUCGGUCAGUAUUUGCUGGCUUCUUGGCUGGAGCCUCGGACUGGUACCCUGGAACCUGCUCGCCUUCCUCGUUCUCACCUCCGGCCUCGACAACAUGAUUCUCGUCCUCCGGUCCAUCGCAAGCACCGAUGUCAACCUGCCUGUCCCGCAACGCAUGUCGAUCGGCUUGCGUUCCGUCGGCGUGGAGAUGACGAUCCUGCUCGCGGUGGAGGAGUUGAUGGCGCUGCUCUUGCUGUGCUGGGUUCAGAUCAGCGUCAUGCGGGAGUGGAUCCGCUUCGGCGCCGUCGUUCUGGUUGUCGACUAUUUCCUCGAGAUUACCUUCUUCUCGACAGUCCUGUCCAUCGAUAUUCAACGCCUCGAGCUCGCCGACCUCCUCGCCCAGAAUCCGUCCUUGGGCUACCAAGCCGUCCCUUCGGCCGCUCUAGGCGAGAAAGGACGCACAGGAGCUUCUAGGACUGCGUCCGUUGGCGCAUCGGUCAAGUCGGCGUGGAAGGUGCUGCGCGAUCGGCCAGCGAAGACGUCGACCGUCGCGUUCUUAUGGGCGAUCAACCUGCUCCUCUGGGCUUUCUACGGCAGCGAGCACUACCUGCCCGCAGUCUGCUCGCAGACCGCCCUUUCCUCCGACCGACCUUUCCUCGCACCUUCCCUCGCGCCCGACAUCACUCGGUCCCUCCGUCUCGGCCAAACCUCCGACCCUUCCUCAUCUUCAUACCUCGACAUUCCCGCCGGAGCAGCCUCGGCUUUCUGGCAGCUCGUCAACCCGUCCAACGCGACCAGCGUGCAAGUCUACCUCGAGCCCACCGUCUCCAUCCAGUUCUUCGACGAAGACAUCCUCGCCGCGCCAGAGAGCAUUGACCUGCUCUUCCCGACCGACUCGGCGCCUUCGAUCGUCACCAAGGUCGGGCUCGUCCUCCUCCCGAUCGCGGUUGUGAUGGGCCUGCUCUACCUGCUCCUGCUGUACCUCUUGAAGGACGCAGAGCUGCUGCAGGCCCACUGGGGCAGCGAAGGCCGGCUCGGCGGACCAGGCAGUCGGAGGAGGCGCAAGCAAGAAGCGGAGAAGAGGCCGGACGCAGGCGUCGAGGUCGUCAAGCAGAUGUCGGCGCGGCACAUCAACGACGUCGAGCUCAUCGCAAGCGGAGGAGACGUUGUCGCAAGCUGGGCUGCGCUCGAGGACUGCAUCCUCGUUAGGCAGCGGCACGGCGUCUCGGUCACGCUCGACAUACCGGUCGACGCGGAGCCUGCAGUCCUCUCCGCCCUCGUCGUCGACCCUACUGGACGCUUCUGUGCGGCUGCGACAGCGACAGGCCGGCUUCACGUAUGGUCGCUCGAGGACGGCGGCGCUCCGCUCGCUCUGAACAGCACUCGCACGACCCAGUCGCCCAUCCUUGCGCUCGCUGUGCGCGGCUCGACGGCUCAGAGCGGCGCAGGACUCGUGAAUGCAUCGACGAUGCCGUCUCUGUACGGUUCUGUCGAUGCGGGAGACUUCGACUCGGACGAGCAGGCGGUCUUCUUCGCACUCCAUCGCGACGGGACCGUGGCGGGGUGGAAGCCUUCAAUCGGCCAGUCGAUCAUUGUCGCUCCUUACGAUUCUCGGCAAGAUGCGUCGACCCGGACGACUUUCGUCGCAGCGACAUGCGCAGGCUCGCCUUCGGCUACGCCACUCCUGGCAAGAAUGUCGCACGAUGGCCACCUUCAGCUCGUCUCCAUCAACGCCGGUUCCGAAGAAACCGUACUCGACGAUUACGUUGGCCGCGCUGGGGCUCGGCUCACUGCAUUGGCCGUCUCGCGAGCCGAAGGAGGGUUCCUCGCAACAGGCUACUCGGACGGUCAUGUCGUCUUCCGAUCUCUCGCAAGUCCAGCACAUUUGCUUGCUGAGACGCAUGCCAUCGACGGACCCGUGCGACGAAUCCAUCUCCUGCCCGCCCCUGAACGGCAGACCUGCUCGGACUGCGGCGAACAAGUCGACGAUGGGGUCGUCGCCAUCAUUUCCGACCGUUCGACUUUGAAGGUCUUGCGCGUCUACGCGCCUCCGACUACGGCAGCUGUCGAGCCGUGCAAGUGCAACGCGGACGACGUCGCUACGAUCGCUCGAAGCCGGUCAUCCUUUAUGGGAGUUGGCAGUCCUGCGAUGGUCCGCACCCUCAGCAACGGCAUGUCACGUCGCUUCUCGCCUCGCAAGAAGCCGCCGACACCUGUACGACCGCAGCAGCAGCCAUCCCUUCUCGGCGACUCGCCUAUUCGACCGCGGACGCGACAGUACGCCAGCAACGGCUCGUCCUCGUCGUCCGGCUCCAGCUCGCCAACGCGAGACCGCUCUCUCAACGGCCUGAGUAUGCUGGGCUCGCCGGCUCCGCCACCUCCCAUGGCCACCUCGCCCACCGUCUCUCAGCCAUCUUCGCCUCGCAGUUCGACCGUUCCCCUUGCGCCGGAUACCGACACCAUCGCCUCGCUCGACAGUAUCAGCUCCGGUCCGACGUCGCCAAUGCGGUGUGUCGAAGUCGCUUGCAUGCCUCUCGACGACCGCGGCGAUUGGGAGGUCAUGGCUGGACGCCUGGUCGGGUUCCGGCGGGCUCGCUCGCUCGAGGCGGCGGGCCAGCGGGGAUGGGAGGUAUGGACAAUGGGCCUUGGUCGUGCAAAUACGCCCUACGACGAGGGGUACGAGGAGGGUACGGCGAGUCUUGCGGACUUGCUGCAGGCUGAGCGGGAGGAAGGCGGAAACGCGGCGUCGCAAUCGGUCGCGCCACCUGCGACACUACGGCAGCGCCGACCUAGUGCAGUACAUGCACUUCGUUCGCCUCGAGCAUCGCUUUCCGCGACGAGGCCAUCCUCAAUCCGUUUCGCAGAGAACACGGCCGACCUCCCCUUCUCUCGCGCUCGACCCGUCGUGUCCGCACUGGACGGCAAGGGAGUAUCGGUCGCGCUCGGCAACAGGGUCAUCGUACUGCGCUCGGCGAAGAAGCAGAACAACGGUGUGGUGGCGCAGCAGAGCGGAUUUUUGGGUUUAUAG